AUGCAUCUGCAGCUCAAGCGAAUCCGAGCGGAGCAGCCAGUGCAGUCCACGCUUAAGGAGCGCAGCGCGGACAGGCUGCGUCUCUACCCAGAGCGCAGCGCGGACAGGCUGCGUCUCUACCCAGAGCGCAGCGCGGACAGGCUGCGUUUAUACAAAACGUUCGGUGAAGUCGCGCUCUGGCGCCCCCUCGAGGCCCUGAGCAUGAAACAAUGCCACCAGCAGGAGGCGAUCUGGGAGCUGCUUCAGACUGAGGCCCUCUACAUCAGGAAGCUCCGAGUCAUCACUGACCUGUUCCUGUGCACCUUGCUGAGCCUGCAGGAGUCUGGGCUGCUGCUCGAGGUGCAGCCCAAGCGGCUCUUCAGCAACAUCGGGGAGAUCCUGCAGCUGCACCGCGCGCUGUGGAGGGAGGUGAUGGCACCGCUGCUGGAGACAGCGCGCCGGGAACGGAGCGUGCUGAACCCGGACCAGCUGCACAGCGGCUUCAGCACCGUGAGGACACCGAGCACGCACACACACACACACACACACAGAGUGCACACGCACACACACACACACACAGAGUGCACACACAGACUGUCUCCCUCUGUCUCUCUCUCUCCCUCCCCCUGUGCUCCUCCUCCUCAGUGGGCAGAGACUCACAAGCAGUGUAACCGGCUCAAGCUGACAGACAUGCUGGUGAAGCCCCACCAGCGCCUCACCAAGUACCCGCUGCUGCUGAAGAGCGUGCUCAAGAAAACGCCCAUGUCGACAGAGCUGGAUUUGAACCCCUGUCUUCAGGAAGAGAAGGUUGUGGGAUUAGCCCACUGCACCACCAGCUCCCACAGGAAAGAGCUGCUCCACGCUGACCUCCUAAGAACGCUCCCCCCCUCCCCAGAUCCUGCGUGGUUUCUACUGUACACUCUUAUUAAACGCUCCCCCCCUCCCCAGAUCCUGCGUGGUUUCUACCGCUUCGAUCUCACCAUGCCCAUGAGGGGCACCUCCCCGGACGAGAGCCGGCAGCUGCACCUGGAGGGGGCGCUGCGCAUGAAGGAGGGCAAAGACAGCAAGAUGGAUGUGUACUGCUUUCUGUUCACUGACCUGCUCCUCAUCACCAAGCCGCUGAAGCGUGCCGAGCGAGCCAAGGUGAUCCGGCAGCCCCUGCUGUUGGAGAACAUCGUGUGCCAAGAGCUCAAGGACCCCGGAUCCUUCCUGCUGAUCUACCUGAAUGAGUUCCAGAGUGCAGUGGCAGCGUACUCCUUCCAGGCCAGCAGCCAGGCACUGAGCCAGGGCUGGGUAGAGGCUAUCUGCAACGCACAGACCCUGCUGGAGCGGCUGCGUGCUGAGGAGGUGCAGAGGGGGGAGGAGGAGGGGAAGGGACGGGACCCCGAGAGCGGGACCUCCACAGCCAGCUCCCCCAGUACGACUUGCAGGAACCAGAGGGACUCCCAGCACAGCUCCACGGAGACGAUCCAGGUGGAGGUGCAGGACGCGGGCAGCGAGGCCUUAUCAUCGUCCCCCGAAUCGGAGCGGGGGGGUCCCUUCAGCUCCCCCUCCGAGGGGGAGACCGCGUCGCUGAGCACCAACUCCAUCUCCUCCGAGACCCCCACACUCGCACAGAGCCCCCCGCGCUUUCAUGUCCCGCCAGCAGAGGAGGAGAGCAGCCUGGCCACGCAGGGGUCCAGACCAGCCAGCCGGAGCAUCCCCGUUCCCACAGCCAGCUGCAUCCGCUCAGCCUCCAUUGACAGCGCCUACGGGACCCUCUCCAACGCCUCUCUGAUGAGGAGGAGAGAGGAGGAAGGGGAGACCGAAGAGGAGGAGGAGGAGGCAGAGAAGAGCAAGGCCUCCAAUCACCCCCAAAAAAUCAGACCCUCCUCUUCCUCGUCGUCCUCCUCCUCCUCCUCCUGCACCCGGCUCUGCCACCAGCCCCCGGUCCAGCCUCGAACCCUGUGUCAGCGGACCGGCCCCCUGCAGUCCAAAUCGGAGGCCAACCUGCUGGAGCUGGCAUCCCGAAACAGGCUGCAGCAGAGCGGAGGAGUGGGAGGGAUGGAAGGAGGAAGCGCCCUGAGCAAGAGUCUGACCCAGCUGUGCGACACCCAAGCGGGCACUGAACCGAGAACACAGCCUGCUUUCUAUCAGGAAGAGGAGGAGGAAGGGGGGCAGUGUAAGCACUGUGGCAGGACCAGCAGGGUGGCAGACUCCCUAAAACGGGGGCAGAGGGCAGGUAAAGCUCUGGGCAGCAGCUGUAGCAACAGCAGCAGCGGCUCUGAGCUCUCGGAGGGAGAGGCCGGGGAAACAGCGCACCACACAGCCCGGGAGGAGCACUGCAGCUGCCUUUGCACACAGGGUGAUGUCACAGCCCCCAGCCCCACCCUCAGCCCACACAGCCAAUCCCUGAGUGAACACGCUGGCGGUGGUGUUGCCGUGGAGACCGGAGUUGCCAAGCAGACCCAACACAAGAAGCUGACCCUGGCCCAGCUGUACAGGAUCCGGACCUCGCUGGUUCUGAACUCCACGCUCACAGCCUCGGAGGUGUAGCCGGCGCUCCGGGUUGGGAAGCUGCUCCAGGGAACGGCGAGCGAUCCUGCCGCGUCUCCGAGAGGAAUUUCAGACGAGGGAGACGCAGCUCGCAGCAGGACUUGUGACUCAGCGACGCAAAUGCACUGAAAUGGGGGAGGGAAACUUGAGCCCCCCCCACACUUUUUUUCUCUCUUUAAUACUAAAAAUACUUUGUGUGUGUGUGAGAGGCACAGACAUGACUGUUAUUAUUAUUAUUAUUAUAACAACAGUAAUAUAAAUAAGACUGCUUUCCUUGACGUUUUGCACUUUGUAACAUUGAGGAGUUUAAAAAGACCUGUGUGAGGAGCAAUACAAAAAUAGACCAAAGAGAGAGAGAGAGAGAGAGAAAGAGAAAGAGAGUGACGUCUCUGAAAGUUUCAGACACUGAAAUACAAAAAUUGGAGGAAACAGAAGAUGAACUUUGACCUCUCUGAUCUGGGACUGCCUUCCGAGAGCAGGACACUGCGGUGACCUGAGGACAGACAGAGACAGACGGACGGACUGAGGGAGAGAGGAGGAGAUUGGAAAUCACGAUUCACUUUCAAACUAACCACUGCAGGAGCGGAGAAGCUUCACUGUGAUUGCACUGUGGAGACACAGCACAGCAGAACUGCAUCGUUUGAAUGUCCUGCUGAUGAAAAGAGAGAGAAAGGUUUGUGCCAGCUAAAAAUAAUAAUAAUAAUAAUAAUAAUAAUAAUAAUAAUAAUAAUAAUAACUACUGUGUUUACAAUCUAAAGCUUUGUUCUUGGGACUUGAAUGUCACUCGCUGGCUGUAAUCCUGCAAUCACACGAUGUACAGUUAAUACAAAAACGAAAAAUCAGACAAGUGCCCUGCCUUCAAGUCUGGAGGCGGCUCUAAAGCCACGGCUGAAACACUGGUCUAAUUUUAGCACCCAGCUCGGGUUUGGCAGCCAGUAUUGGGGUAUUGGGGUAUUGUGUUCUUUAGAAAUGAUCCCACCCCCUCCAAGCAGGAACCACAGGCAAUGAGAAAACUGAAAUUAAAAACCCUGUUUCAAAACUAAACCGACCUGCUGUGGGAGACCAGGUUUGUUCCUGGAGCCUCGGAACUGAUUCCUGAAUCUUGGAGUUUUAUUAAAACACUUGAAACAGCCACAUUGUCCCUUUAACAGUGUCCCCGUGUCCCCUCUCCUGAGAAAGCUUCAAGACUCCUGCAUUUUGUUUAGUUUAUCUCCUGUAGUCUAGAAAGCCACAGGCUCUUUGUCUCUAAAAGGCUGCUAGAGUAAGAGCACAGUGACAGCACGGUACAGCACAGGCGAGCAUUGUAAAGAACAGCGAGGGAUGGUACAGCAUAAUAGUAAAGCAGGGCAGACUAUGGGAAAUGCAGAUUCUAUCCAUGGGAAAGCAGGGGGUGGAAGCGGCAAAGAUACUGUGGUAAACUAUCAGGGAGCGGGCAGCGCAUCACUGAGCACUCACCUGGGCUCCAUCAGCCAGCGUCUGCAUACAAAAGCAAAUGCCAGCUAGUGAUCUGCCACGCGGCACCACACUCCUUUGGUUUCCACGACAGGCAGCUGCAGCUCCAGCCAAACCUUUUGCAUCCCCUGGAGCUCUAGGAUUGAGACGAUCGUUUUUUUUUUUUUUGAUAAAAUCACUCAGGACAACGGCAAUCAAUCAAAGACAUUUUAAACGUGGAGCUUCCUGCAGAGGGAGGGAGGCGCGGCCACUGGAACAGCCCUCGGUGGAUCAGCUCCCUCCCUGUCAAUGGAAGCUCAGCUUCAUUGUCUAGUGGGCAGAGGACAGAUCAUCAUCAACUCACGCAAAAAGGGCUUUGUUUUUUUAUAAUCCUUUUGGUAUUGUGCUGCCUGAAAGCUAACAGUUUCAUUCAUGUUUUAACGAUGUAAUUAAAGUGUUGUAUUUAUUAAACUCAUUUUGUUUGUUUUA
Messenger RNA from Polyodon spathula (Mississippi paddlefish), 4434 nucleotides. Its product is annotated as pleckstrin homology domain-containing family G member 5-like. Gene Ontology annotation, biological process: endothelial cell migration; Rho protein signal transduction. The coding region runs from base 1 to 2514 and encodes 837 amino acids. NCBI's taxonomy places the organism in Eukaryota, Metazoa, Chordata, Actinopteri, Acipenseriformes, Polyodontidae. The transcript has 13 exons. Gene Ontology annotation, cellular component: endocytic vesicle; axon; plasma membrane. The record is from RefSeq and is a predicted model, not a curated record. Gene Ontology annotation, molecular function: guanyl-nucleotide exchange factor activity.